AUGAAUGUUCUUUGUACUUCAGUCUCCAAGCCAGCGCCUUACUGGGAAGGAACAGCAGUCAUUAAUGGAGAGUUUAAAGAGCUGAAAUUAACGGAUUAUGAAGGAAAAUAUCUUGUCUUCUUCUUCUAUCCUCUUGACUUUACCUUUGUAUGUCCAACUGAGAUAAUCGCCUUCAGUGACAGAAUUGAAGAAUUCAGAGCAAUAAAUACCGAAGUAGUAGCAUGUUCUGUGGACUCAAAGUUCACUCACCUAGCAUGGAUUAAUACUCCUCGAAAACAAGGAGGACUCGGACCUAUGAAGAUUCCACUUCUUUCAGAUUUGACGCACCAAAUUUCAAAGGACUACGGAGUAUAUCUGGAAGAUCAAGGGCAUACACUUAGAGGCCUUUUCAUCAUUGACAAUAAGAGAAUUCUUCGACAGAUCACGAUGAAUGACCUUCCUGUUGGGAGAUCAGUGGAUGAAACGCUUCGUUUAGUACAAGCAUUCCAAUACACAGACAAACAUGGAGAAGUUUGCCCUGCUGGUUGGAAACCUGGCAGCGAAACGAUAAUUCCAGAUCCAGCUGGAAAACUGAAGUAUUUUGAUAAACUAAACUGAGGCUUGCUUCUGUUGAAUUACAUAGGUCACAUUCAACUUGAUUUUUGCCAAUAAAAUUUCAUUAAUUUUG
This is a messenger RNA of Cariama cristata (Red-legged seriema), 667 nucleotides long. It is a transcript of the gene PRDX4, whose product is annotated as peroxiredoxin 4. Lineage: Eukaryota; Metazoa; Chordata; Aves; Cariamiformes; Cariamidae. Gene Ontology annotation, cellular component: cytosol; endoplasmic reticulum. Gene Ontology annotation, biological process: hydrogen peroxide catabolic process; cell redox homeostasis; cellular response to stress. The transcript has 6 exons. Gene Ontology annotation, molecular function: thioredoxin peroxidase activity. The record is from RefSeq and is a predicted model, not a curated record. The coding region runs from base 1 to 597 and encodes 198 amino acids.